GCGUCUCCCUCGCGAGCUCGCGGUGAAAGGAUUUGGCGCCAGGCGGGUCCGGCUCCGCAGCUCCCGCAGCCGCACGAAUCCCCCGCGCCUCCCGCCCGCACCCACCGCCCGCCAGGGCACCGACGCACCGCAGGCAGAGCCAGAGCCGCCCGUCCGUCCCUGCCCGCCGCCGCCCGCGCGCCGCCCAGGGACCGAGCCGCCAGUGCCGCCGCCGCCGCCAUGAGCUGCUCGCCCGUGAACGUGAAGAAGCUGAAGGUGUCGGAGCUGAAGGAGGAGCUGAAAAAGCGGCGCCUUUCUGACAAGGGCCUUAAGGCUGAGCUCAUGGAGCGGCUCCAGGCCGCGCUAGACCAGGAGGAGGCCGGCGGGGGCGGCCCCGCCAGCGGCGCGGCCGAGCCCGGCAACGGCAGCGUGGAGGGGGAGGCGGCCGAGAGCGGCGGGGGCGCCGCGCAGCUCCGCCAGGGGGGAGGCCCCGGCCAGGCCGCGGCCUCCGCCAUGGAGGACGACGACGAGGAAGGGCUGGAGGCCGCCGAUGGCGACGCCAUGGAGCUGGGCGAGGAAAACGGCGAGCGGGCCGGGGGCGGCCCCAUGGAGGAGGAGGCGGGCGGCGAGGAGGAGGAAGAGGAGGAGGAGGAGGAUGAGAACGGCGAUGACCAGGGUUUCCAGGAGGGGGAGGACGAGUUGGCCGACGAGGAGGAGGCCGCGGCCGGGGACGCCAACGGCCACGGUGACCAGCAGCCGCCGCAGCCCCAGCAGCCGCAGCAGCCCCCGCCACUCCUCCCGCCGCGCAGCGCCGCCGCCGCCAAGGAGGCUCCCGGCAAGAGCGCUGGGGGCGCCUCGGGGCCCGCCGCUGCCUCCGGCCCGGCGGGCCCCGCCAAGCAGCAGCAGCAGCAGCAGAAGAAAGCGGAAGGCGGCGGCGGAGGCGGCCGCCCCGGGGCGCAGGGCGCCGGGGGAGAUGGUAAAACGGAACAAAAGCCUGGUGAGAAGAAGAGGGGAGUGAAGAGACCACGUGAAGACCAUGGCCGGGGAUACUUUGAAUACAUUGAAGAAAACAAAUACAGCAGGGCCAAGUCCCCUCAGCCACCUGUGGAAGAAGAAGAUGAACAUUUUGAUGACACAGUGGUUUGUCUUGAUACUUAUAACUGUGACCUGCAUUUUAAAAUCUCAAGAGACCGGUUUAGUGCUUCCUCUCUGACCAUGGAAAGCUUUGCUUUCCUUUGGGCUGGAGGGAGGGCCUCCUAUGGAGUUUCUAAAGGCAAAGUCUGCUUUGAGAUGAAGGUUACAGAAAAGAUUCCUGUUAAACACCUGUAUACAAAAGACAUUGACAUACAUGAAGUGCGAGUUGGCUGGUCAUUGAACACAAGUGGAAUGUUGCUCGGUGAAGAAGAAUUUUCUUAUGGGUAUUCUCUAAAAGGAAUAAAGACAUGCAAUUGUGAGACUGAAGACUUUGGUGAGAAGUUUGAUGAAAAUGAUGUGAUUGGAUGUUUUGCUAAUUUUGAUGGUGAUGAAGUGGAACUCUCAUAUUCCAAGAAUGGACAAGAGCUUGGUGUUGCAUUCAAAAUAAGCAAGGAAGUUCUUGAUGGGCGACCACUCUUUCCACAUGUUCUCUGCCAUAACUGUGCGGUUGAGUUUAACUUUGGUCAGAAGGAGGAACCUUACUUCCCUGUACCUGAAGAGUACACCUUCAUCCAGAAGGUCCCCCUGGAGGACAGGGUUCGAGGACCAAAAGGACCUGAACAAAAGAAAGAUUGUGAAGUGGUGAUGAUGAUUGGCUUGCCUGGAGCUGGCAAGACUACAUGGGUUACCAAACAUGCAGCAGCAAAUCCUGGGAAAUACAACAUUCUUGGGACAAAUACUAUUAUGGACAAAAUGAUGGUUGCAGGUUUUAAGCGUCAGAUGGCAGACACUGGAAAACUUAACACACUGUUGCAAAGAGCUCCACAGUGUCUUGGAAAGUUCAUUGAGAUUGCAGCUCGUAAGAAGCGGAAUUUCAUUUUGGAUCAGACAAAUGUGUCUGCAGCUGCGCAGAGGAGAAAAAUGUGCCUGUUUGCAGGCUUCCAGCGCAAAGCAGUUGUUGUUUGCCCAAAAGAUGAAGACUACAAGCAAAGAACACAAAAGAAGGCAGAGGUGGAGGGAAAAGAUCUUCCAGAGCAUGCAGUUCUCAAAAUGAAAGGGAACUUCACACUGCCAGAGGUAGCAGAAUGUUUUGAUGAAAUAAUCUAUGUAGAGUUGCAAAAAGAAGAAGCUCAGAAGCUUUUGGAACAGUAUAAAGAAGAAAGUAAGAAAGCUCUUCCGCCAGAAAAGAAACAGAACACUGGCUCAAAGAAGAACAAGAAGAGCAAUAAAAAUCAAUUUAAUAGGGGUCAGAGAGGACGUGGAGGAUUCAACAUGCGGGGCAACUUCAGAGGAGGAGUUCCUGGCAAUCGUGGUGGAUACAACAGGAGGGGAGGCAACAUGCCUCAGCGAGGUGGUGGAGGUGGCGGUGGUGGCGGUGGCAGCAGCGGAGCAAUUGGCUACCCGUAUCCUCGUGGCCCUGUCUUUCCAAGCAGAGGUGGCUAUUCUAACAGAGGAAACUAUAACAGAGGUGGAAUGCCCAACAGGGGAAACUACAACCAGAACUUCAGAGGAAGGGGAAAUAAUCGUGGCUACAAAAACCAAUCUCAGGGCUACAACCAGUGGCAGCAGGGUCAAUUCUGGGGUCAGAAGCCAUGGAGUCAGCAUUAUCACCAAGGAUAUUAUUGAAUACCCAAAUAAAUGAACUGAUACAUAUUUCUCCAAAACCUUCACAAGAAGUCGACUGUUUUCUUUAGUAGGCUAACUUUUUAAACAUUCCACAAGAGGAAGUGCCUGCGGGUUCCUUUUUUAGAAGCUUUGUGGGUUGAUUUUUUCUUUUCUUUUUUUGUACAUUUUUAAUUGCAGUUUUAAAGUGAUUCGUAAGAGAACCUCAGCAUUGUGCACGAAAAGAGAAUGUGUCAGUAUUUCAGGGUUCUACAUUUUAUCUGUAAAAUGUGACUUUUUUUUUACCACAACAAAAGUAAAACGUUGCUUUGUACCUGGUGUCUUUUUAUUAAAGAAUUUUCUCCUUUUUCCCCAUCCCCCAAUUUCUAAGAAACAGUCGUGAGUCAUGUCACAAUACUAUAGAAAUGUUAGCAACCAGAUUCAUAUGGAGGCAUCUUAGUAGCCCUCAAAUACCAUGAGAUUAUGUAAAGCUCCCUAUUACACUCCAUCCUCUCUAUGAAGUUCUUGGGUGGGGAGGGGAGGAGGGGGAGGCAAAAGUUUCUGGCAAUAACUGGGACUUUUUUGUAACAUUUGGAACUCAAUAUGAUGUUGGGGGCAAAGAGGAAACCUGGGGCUGAAUAGUGAUGGUGGAGUGUAUGUAGAAGCUCUUAAAGUUGUAAAACUCGGUUGCUUUAUUUGUGGAGGCUCAAACUUGUGAAGGUACAAAACCAUAAUUUUUUUCCAUUUGUUCUGCAUUUUGAUUCUGAAAAGAAGCUGGCUUUGCCCAUUUCUUAUUAAACAAAACUUGUUGUAAAUCCAGUUGUCUAAUGGGAUCUAUAUGAAGUUAGCUGUGUGUCUGUAUAACUCUCCCCACAAAAUACUGUAUACCUAGUGUGCUUGUAGUAGUUACUCCACCAUUUUGUAAGCUAAUGAAACUGUGAGUCACCCAUUUUAUAUCUUAAUUUUUAAUCAUGUCAAUUCUCAAAUGGGUGUAUCUCCUUAGCCUGCUGAUUACUUUUCUCUUUAAAGAAAGUAGGUGGAGAAGUUUAACUCUAGACGUUUGUUUGCAAUAAAAUAAAUUCAUUUUACUCUUGUUUGGGAUUGUUGCCAUCAAGGUCUAAAAUCCCGUUAAUGCUAUAAAGAGAAGGAGAAUGUAUGAAAGCGAUUAUGUUGGACAGUUUUAAACUCAUUACUGUACAUGCUGAAAUACUUGUGUUUCUUAAAAAAACUGGUGGUUGCUCUGUUAGAGAUCUAUCACAUGUAUAAUUCACAGUUUAACAUGGUUAUAUGUAUAGGGCAAAAGUCUUUUGAGUUGCGCUUGCAUCAUGUAAAUCCACUUCUUUAUUGUAAAAUAGACGUUAGGGAAGGAGCAGGAAGACUUGGACAGGGAGUAGAACAGGACGGAUUGUCAUGGAGUUUGACCGCUUCAGUUUGUUUUAACUGCUAUUCUGUUCAGCUUUAUGCUUCUGUAAAACUGUAGUGGCAAUGUUCGCUGCUAACUUGCAUUUUAAUGCCCUAAGACAGGGAAAAGACGUACCCAUUGCAAGAGGGACACGGGGUACACACGUGAGAACACGCGGCACUGCCGCCAUCGGGGCCCUGGCGUGUGCUGGCAGUCCCCGUGGCAGUGUCUGCACUGGCAGCAGCCUAGAGCUAGAGUCCUGUGCUGUGCUUGAAACUUUUCUCCAGUGUUACUCAAUUUCUAGUAGUCUUCAGAAGUAAAUUGUGUUGCUCUUCUAGCCUUUAUAGCAGAUGCCAUUGCAUAUUGACAUUAAACAUUAACAGCACCACCUCCUUGUUAAUAGUGCUUUAAAUCAUCCCUUUACUUUGAAUGAGAAAAAUGUAAAUUGUCUUAAAAGAAACACUAUUUAAUGAAAUUUGGGGAAUUGAAACCCAAAUAUGUUUUGCUGAAAUGGAGUUUUCUUUAGACUUGCAAAAAAAAAGUUUAGUGUAAUUAAAGUCCAUUUCCCUUCUACCCUCCUCACAAGAACUAACACUUUGUAUGGAGUGCUGAUCCUUUGCUUAUUUUGGUACUCUAUAAAUGAUAUAGUCUUAAACUAAAAUAUAAGAGCCUACACUUAC
Catharus ustulatus (Swainson's thrush) is the source of this 4797-nucleotide messenger RNA. It is a transcript of the gene HNRNPU, whose product is annotated as heterogeneous nuclear ribonucleoprotein U. Gene Ontology annotation, molecular function: RNA polymerase II cis-regulatory region sequence-specific DNA binding; pre-mRNA binding; transcription corepressor activity. NCBI's taxonomy places the organism in Eukaryota, Metazoa, Chordata, Aves, Passeriformes, Turdidae. The record is from RefSeq and is a predicted model, not a curated record. Gene Ontology annotation, biological process: regulation of mitotic spindle assembly; negative regulation of telomere maintenance via telomerase; regulation of alternative mRNA splicing, via spliceosome. The transcript has 14 exons. The coding region runs from base 220 to 2739 and encodes 839 amino acids. Gene Ontology annotation, cellular component: inactive sex chromosome; catalytic step 2 spliceosome; centrosome.